AUGGAGUCGAAUACAACCUUUUGGAUCAUCAUGAUCGUUAUGAUCUUAACGCCGUUAGAAUCCAAAUGUGUACCGAUCAGAGAUUCUUUCGUCGCGAGAUCUCUACUUUCUGUGUCUCCUCCUUGCGAAUCAGAGUCCCUAUCUCCAGCACCGGCGCCGGCACCAGAAGUUACGGAACCGAUCAAUACACCGGCGAAUCCUCCGUCGGAUAUAGACUCUCCUGCAUCGUCACCAGAUACUCCCGCCGAUUCAAUUUUACCGGCGGAUUCUGCGUCGGAUAUAGAAUUAUCAGACUCUCCAUCGUCGUCACCAGAAGCUCCCGCCGAUUCAAUUCCUCCGGCUAAUUCUCCGUCGGAGAUCUCCCCCGCAUCGUCACCAGAGACUCCUGCCGGUUCAAUUUCUCCGUCGGAGUCAGAUUUAGACUCUCCCGCAUCAUCACCAGAUUCUCCCGCCGGUUCAAUUCCCCCAACGAAUCCACCGUCUCAGGAAAACCCCAUGGCUCCAUCAGGAAAAACACUCAUGAAUUCGCCAAAAAAUCUUUUGAAUCCGCCAUUGUUAUCUCCCGAGAUCAAAACAAUUUGCGGCAAAACAGAUAACCCUCCGUUAUGCGAAUCUUCCGUUACUCCUCUGUUAACGCCUGAUUUCAAACCAGACACUUCCUCCGUUCUAAUUCUCUUGAUUCAAGCUUCGAUCAACGCGACUAAGGCGGCGAAGGUCACCGUCGAUAAAGCAGCCGCCGCAGAUUGUCAGGAGCUUUACGAUGAUGCCGUCACGAAUUUGGAAGACGUGAUUAGCGCCGUUAAGUCACGUGACUAUCCCACUGUGAAUACUAACUUAAGCGCGGCGAUGACGGAUUACGGCACGUGUAACGACGGGUUUGAGGAAUCCGGUGAGCCUAACCCGUUGGCUGACGUGAGCGAGAAGCUAACGAAGAUGGUUAGUAACUGUCUUGCACUCUCGACGUUGCUCAAGUGA
Molecule: messenger RNA, 975 nt
Organism: Arabis nemorensis
Lineage: Eukaryota; Viridiplantae; Streptophyta; Magnoliopsida; Brassicales; Brassicaceae
Source: the annotation of a GenBank genome assembly